AUGCCCGCAGAGGAAGACAAAAUAACAACACCGAACAAUGGGCUUACCACCGUCCAAUUUUCCGCAGAGGAGGCGCUGAAGAGAGGAACGAUCGAGGAACGGCCACCGGCGGAACUCAAACGAGGGUUCAAGAAUCGCCAUGUCAAUAUGUUCGCCAUUGCCGGCUCGAUUGGCACCGGCUUGAUCAUUGGAAGUGGUCAGGCUUUGGCCUCGGGUGGCCCAGGAAGCAUCCUGGUUGCUUACCUGAUCAUGGGCACUUGUGUCUACACCAUCAUGACAGCCUUCGCGGAGAUGGCCAUCUUUGCCCCGAUGAACAAAGGGUUUAGUGGUUAUGCUACCAGAUUUGUUGAUCCUGCUCUUGGAUUUGCUACCGGCUGGAAUUAUUUCUUCAAAUACUCAGUCCUCCUUGCUAACAACCUCACUGCCACGGGUCUUGUGAUUCGGUAUUGGAGAGAAGACAUCAAUGUCGGCGUCUGGAUAGCAGUCUUUGGAGUUCUCGUCGUGGCUUUGAAUUUUCUCCCCGUCGAAAAGUUUGGCGAGACAGAGUUUGUGAUGGCGAUUGUCAAGAUCAUCGUCCUGGUCGGGCUCAUUCUGUGCUGUUUCAUCCUUUCUCUCGGUGGCUCUCCAUCAGGAAAACACAUUGGGUUCCGCUACUGGAAGGACCCUGGCGCAUUCGCUCCAUAUCUCGCCAAGGGCAAUUUGGGACGACUUCUAGGCUUCUGGUCUUGCCUUGUGCAGGGCGCCUUUAUGUUCAUGGGGUGCGAAGUAGUGGGAAUUACCUACGGAGAGGCGAAGAAUCCACGACGGGCGAUUCCCCGUGCUGUCCAGCAGACAAUUUGGCGCAUUGCAGUCUUCUAUAUCGGGGGAGUCAUUGUGCUGGGCAUGACUGUACCGUAUACCAACGAGCUACUGUUGUCGGCAAAUCAAGAGAAAACCAGUGCUUCCGCUUCACCUUUUGUGGUUGCUCUGAAGCUUGCAGGCGUCGAAACAUUGCCAGCCCUCGUGAAUGCGUGCUUCCUCAUGUUCACCGUGAGCUUUGCCAACUCUGAUAUCUAUAUUGCAUCCCGAACCCUGUACGGUCUCGCGCGCGAUAAGCAGGCCCCCGCCAUAUUCAUGAGAACCAACCGGUGGGGUGUUCCAGUCUAUGCAGUCAGUGCUGCAUCAUUGUUUUGCUGCUUAGCCUUCCUCAAUGUGUCCAGCUCGUCGAGUAAGGUGUUUAGCUACUUUGUCUCACUCUCCACCGUCCUCGGUCUGAUAAACUGGCUCAACAUUGUCAUCACAUACUAUUGCUUCCAGAAGGGCAUCCAAGCCCAGGGAAUCACCCGGGCAGGGCUGCCUUGGAAGGGGCCCUUGCAGCCCUACGGAGCGUGCAUCACCUUUGCCAUCACCGUCAUCGUCAUUAUCUUUAACGGGUACGCUGCCUUCAUCGGCGGCUUCAAACUGGACAAAUUUGUUACCUCAUAUCUGGGAAUUGUACUGUACGUGUUCAAUAUUGUAUUUUUCAAGACAUGGAGGCGGACCAAGCGAGUUCGGGCAGAAGAGAUGGAUCUGGUUUCCGGUCGACGGAUGUAUGACCAGGACGCUGACGCCGAGGAUGUUCCAAAAGCCGUUACUCAGCGGUUGAAGAGCGCACUAUGGGGUCAAUAG
This is a messenger RNA of Aspergillus welwitschiae, 1647 nucleotides long. Its product is annotated as dicarboxylic amino acid permease. Lineage: Eukaryota; Fungi; Ascomycota; Eurotiomycetes; Eurotiales; Aspergillaceae. The record is from RefSeq and is a predicted model, not a curated record. Gene Ontology annotation, molecular function: amino acid transmembrane transporter activity. Bases 1 to 1647 code for a protein of 548 amino acids. Gene Ontology annotation, biological process: amino acid transmembrane transport. Gene Ontology annotation, cellular component: membrane. The transcript is spliced from 5 exons.